CUCUGGGUCGGGGCGAUCGGUCCGGCAUCCCUCUGCGAGCGUGCCUGAGGAACCUGUUAGAUACACGUCUGGUUUUCCUCUGGCGCGGUGGGGAGAGGAGAGCUUCAGCUGCGGGGAGCUGCUUUUGGUCUUCACGGAUAGCGUGGCGAUGUGAGCGUGGCGGUCGGGGAGAGGGGCGAAGGUGCAUGGUGGAUGAAGGUCACUGGGCAGCACUUUGGGAGAACUGCUGCAAGACCAGCGUCCGGUUCUGGCAAGCACACGGGACGGGAGCUCAGGGUGUGCAGGAUACUGCUCGGAGUCAGACAGUCCUCUGCGUCCCGCCACCCUGGGGCCAAGUAGGAAUUUUCUUUGGAGAAGGCGGCGUGAGAAGGCGAGCAGGUCCCGGCUGCAGAGGGCGAGGGCUGCCGCGUGGGAGUUUGCCUUGUGGGGACUUCAAUAUAUGUGUGCAAACAAAACAAACUUUUCUAAUCCGGUGCUGCAUGAGCCAGGCUGCUUGUGAUCAUGGGGAACAGCCUUUUUGCAAACUGCUGCAGGCAUGUCACCGAUCUAAUCUUCCAGACGCGCAGCUUUAACUCGCCCGACGAGAGGUCACCCCUCUUACCAAAGCCUCCCGUGAGCUGCGCUGCCUGCCCGGGGGUGCCAGAAGCUGCCCAGUGCACUGGGCUGUAUCCAGACAUCAUCCCCAGCGAGGCAGUGGCUGGAAGCCUGCAGAAGUGCACCAAACACAUCCGAGACCUAUCCAAAGCCAAGGACGACGAAGGAAGGGUGACCGUCUGUGAUAUGAGCUGUUUGAGACCCGGCGUUGGCGCCGCCGGCCUGCUGCGGCAGGCAGAGGCAUCCUGUGCGGUGGCUGUCCUUCCAGCCGACCUUGGGGAAGGGCCGGCGGGGCUGGUCGAUCAUGCUCAGUCGCUUGGGGCCUGCCAGAGCUGCGUGAAACUUGAGGACAGCAGCUUAGCCCACAGAUCUUGCCGCCGGGAGGAGCACGUGGCAGCAGCUGAUGGGGGGGAUGCGGCCCCUGGAGCACGUCCCGCUGACCGGGGCCACGGCGAGGGACAAGCAGCCUUGCAUUUAGACGCAGCCUUAGCGAGUCCGGACAGCGUGCCGAAAUGCAGAGGUACUGCUCCCUUCCCGGGGAGCCCUGGGACACCUUCCUCUGCUCUGCCAGCAAGCGCGGGAAAAACCCCGCUGGCCCAACAGACUGUCGUGCCGGCUGUCCCCCCUGGUGAGGUGCCAUCUAAGGCUCGGGACAAAAGUACUGGUUUUGUAGUGACGGGCCCUGCUGCCCGCCCUGGCGGCGGGUCAAGCUGUGAUCCUGGCUCCCAGGCGCAGGCACUGUCCUCAAAGCAGCAGAAGAAGAGGAGGAAGAAAAAGAAGCUCACGCUUCUAGAGCACCCAUCUGGCGUGGCACUGAUGAAUGGCAGCGGCCCGCACGAGAGCCUCAAGGGUGAGAAGGAUGCCAGGCAGAACGGUCACGAGGAGGCUGACCCGGGAGAAGAUGGGAAUGACCAGGAGGUCAUUGUCAUACAGGACACAGGCUUUACCGUCAAGAUCUGUGCGCCAGGGAUAGAGCCCUUUUCCCUGCAGGUCUCUCCUCAAGAGAUGGUGCAAGAGAUCCACCAAGUUUUGAUGGACCGCGAGGAUACCUGCCAUCGGACUUGCUUCUCUCUGCAGCUGGAUGGCAAUGUUCUCGAUAACUUUGCUGAGCUGAAAACUAUUGAUGGACUGCAGGAGGGCUCGCUGCUGAAAGUGGUGGAAGAGCCGUACACGGUGCGAGAAGCCAGGAUACAUGUGCGUCACAUUCGGGACCUUCUGAAGAGUCUUGACCCAUCAGAUGCUUUCAAUGGUGUGGACUGUAAUUCACUGUCCUUCCUGAGUGUCUUCACGGAAGGAGACCUGGGAGACAGUGGAAAACGGAAGAAGAAAGGUACUGAAAUGGAACAAAUUGACUGCACCCCUCCUGAACAUAUCCUGCCAGGUAGCAAAGAGAGACCCCUGUGUGCCCUUCAGCCCCAGAACAGAGACUGGAAGCCUUUGCAGUGCCUAAAGGUAUUGACGAUGAGUGGCUGGAAUCCUCCACCCGGUAACCGGAAAAUGCACGGAGACCUCAUGUAUUUAUAUGUCAUCACGGUGGAGGAUCGGCACGUCAGUAUCACUGCAUCCACGCGAGGAUUUUACUUGAAUCAGUCUACUGCAUACAACUUCAAUCCCAAACCUGCAAACCCCAGUUUUCUCAGUCAUUCCUUGGUGGAACUACUUAACCAGAUCAGUCCUACCUUCAAAAAAAACUUUUCUGCACUGCAGAAGAAACGGGUUCAGAGACACCCUUUUGAAAGGAUAGCCACCCCUUUCCAAGUGUACAGCUGGACGGCUCCGCAAGCAGAACAUGCCAUGGACUGUGUCCGGGCAGAAGACGCUUAUACUUCUAGACUGGGCUAUGAAGAGCACAUACCUGGACAGACCAGAGACUGGAACGAGGAGUUGCAGACCACACGAGAACUGCCGCGCAAGAACCUGCCCGAGAGGCUGCUGAGAGAACGAGCCAUUUUCAAGGUUCACAGUGACUUCACUGCAGCAGCAACAAGAGGUGCUAUGGCUGUCAUUGAUGGCAAUGUCAUGGCCAUCAACCCCAGUGAAGAGACCAAGAUGCAGAUGUUCAUCUGGAACAACAUUUUCUUCAGCCUGGGCUUUGACGUCCGUGACCACUACAAGGACUUUGGCGGAGAUGUUGCUGCUUAUGUAGCUCCUACCAAUGAUCUCAAUGGUGUGCGGACCUAUAAUGCUGUGGAUGUAGAAGGGCUGUACACGCUGGGGACUGUAGUGGUGGAUUACAGAGGUUACAGGGUGACAGCUCAGUCUAUUAUUCCUGGCAUCUUGGAACGGGAGCAGGAACAGAGCGUCAUCUAUGGGUCAAUAGACUUUGGCAAGACAGUUGUCUCACAUCCCAAGUACCUGGAGCUGCUGGAGAAGACCAGCAGGCCACUUAAGAUCCAGAAGCACAAAGUCCUCAACGACAAGAACGAGGAGGUGGAGCUGUGCUCCUCGGUGGAGUGCAAAGGCAUUAUUGGCAACGACGGGCGUCACUACAUCCUGGACCUGCUCCGCACUUUCCCUCCAGAUCUAAACUUCCUGCCUGUCGAAGGGGAGGAGAUGCCAGAGGAAUGUAAGAAAAUGGGGUUCCCCAAGCAGCACAGACACAAGCUUUGCUGUCUCCGGCAAGAGCUUGUUGAUGCCUUUGUAGAACACAGGUAUCUCUUAUUCAUGAAGCUGGCCGCGUUGCAGCUGAUGCAGCAGAAAGCCAACAAGCAGGAGAGCUCAGGUGUGCUGGAAAAUGGCGCCUCUCCGGAGAACGGUACUGCAGACAGCGAGAAGUCUGAGUCAGAGGAUGGUAAAAUAGAUGAUAACGUGACUGGACUUGAUCAGGUGAAAGAGCUUGCUGAGACCAUUGCCUCUGAUGAUGGAACAGUGGAUCCCAAAAGCAGAGAAGUGAUUCGAAAUGCUUGCAAGGCUGUAGGCUCCAUUAGUGACACAUCAUUUGACAUUCGGUUUAACCCAGAUAUUUUCUCACCAGGUGUUCGUUUUCCCGAGUCUAGCAAAGAGGAGGUGCAGGAUCAGAAGCAGUUGCUGAAGGAUGCUGCUGCGUUCUUGCUGUCGUGCCAGAUCCCAGGUUUGGUCAAAGACUGCCUGGAUCACACGGUGCUCCCGAUGGAUGGGGCUACCUUAGCGGAGGCCAUGCACCAGAGGGGCAUCAACAUGCGUUAUCUGGGCAAAGUGGUCAGCUUCAUCACCAAGACCCCUGGCCGUGCGCAGCUGGAUCACAUUUUUAAAAUAGGAAUCAGUGAAUUGAUCACCCGAUCGGCUAAACACAUCUUCAAGACAUACCUCCAGGGCGUGGAGCUGUCGGGUUUAUCAGCAGCCAUCAGCCACUUCCUGAACUGCUUUCUAAGCUCCUUUCCAAAUCCCAUUGCCCAUCUUCCAGCUGAUGAGCUGGUCUCCAAGAAAAAGAAUAAGAAAAGGAAAAACAGGAACCUUGGAAAUGCUGAUAACACUGCAUGGGCCAGCAUGACCCCUCAGGAGCUUUGGAAGAAUAUUUGUUCAGAAGCAAAGAACUACUUCGAUUUUAGUCUUGAAUGUGAGAAUGCUGACCAAGCAGCUGAAGUGUAUAAUCUACAGAAAAUCACCCUGCUUCGUGAAAUCUCCCUUAAAACUGGAGUCCAGAUACUGCUGAAAGAGUACAACUUUGACAACAGGCACAAGCCCACCUUCACGGAAGAGGAUAUUCUCAACAUCUUCCCUGUAGUGAAGCACGUAAACCCCAAAGCCUCAGAUGCUUUCCACUUCUUCCAGAGCGGGCAAGCGAAGGUUCAGCAAGGUUUCUUGAAGGAGGGCUGCGAGCUCAUCAAUGAAGCCUUAAACUUGUUCAACAAUGUGUAUGGUGCUAUGCAUGUAGAAAUCUGUGCCUGCCUGAGGCUGCUGGCUCGUCUCAACUAUAUCAUGGGAGAUUAUUCAGAGGCCUUAAGUAAUCAGCAGAAAGCGGUGCUAAUGAGCGAGAGAGUCCUGGGUAUCGAACAUCCCAACACGAUUCAAGAAUACAUGCACCUCGCUUUGUACUGCUUUGCAAACAGCCAGCUCUCGACAGCAUUGAACUUACUGUACCGUGCACGCUACCUCAUGCUAUUGGUAUUUGGGGAGGAUCACCCAGAAAUGGCACUCUUAGAUAACAACAUCGGCUUGGUACUCCACGGGGUUAUGGAGUAUGACCUGUCCCUCCGGUUCCUGGAGAACGCGCUGGCCAUCAGCUCCAAGUAUCACGGCUCCAAGUCUUUGAAAGUUGCACUAAGCCACCACUUGGUAGCCCGAGUGUACGAGAGCAAAGCAGAAUUCCGGUCAGCUCUGCAGCACGAGAAGGAAGGCUACACCAUCUACAAAAACCAGCUUGGAGAACACCAUGAAAAGACCAAAGAGAGCUCUGAGUACUUGAAAUACCUGACUCAGCAAGCUGUCGCUCUUCAACGCACAAUGAACGAGAUUUACAAGAAUGGCUCCAACGCAAACAUCAUGCCACUUAAGUUCACAGCUCCCAGUAUGGCCAGUGUCCUGGAGCAGCUCAACAUUAUCAAUGGAAUUCUCUUCAUUCCACUAAGCCAAAAAGACUUGGAGAACCUUAAAGCAGAGGUGCAGCGACGCCAGCAGCUCCAAGAAAGCAUAAAAAGUGGUGAACAGCUGGAACCAGAGGACAAAGCUGUGGAGGAGAAAGAGGCUGAGCCAAGCAUGCCUUCUGCUGAGAUCCCCUUAACACAGAGCUCUGCUUAAUGUGUACCUCGCUUAAAAAAAAAAAAGUUUAAACCACCCUUUUUCUGAAUCUGAACCAGGGUCUCGGACUCCCCUGGCGCAGCUCCUCCUUUUUUGACAAUGUUAUUGCACUGGUACAAUUAAUACACAAUGCAAAGAACUAAUCUGAGAAAUGUAAUCUGUCUGACUGAGCUUGUGUCUGCCACAUGACGGGAGAGGUGGCCAGGAUGCAGCAGCGUACGAGACCCAUCCUAGGUGAGCGCAGCCUGAGGCUGUCACGCCUGUGUGUGUGUACGUGUUGUGUGUGUGUGUGUGCAUAUCAUCAGUUAUUUCUACUUUGUACAUAUGGAUUCCAAAUGAACUGUCUUGAGGUAUG
Molecule: messenger RNA, 5665 nt
Organism: Grus americana (Whooping crane)
Lineage: Eukaryota; Metazoa; Chordata; Aves; Gruiformes; Gruidae
Gene: CLUH
Product: clustered mitochondria homolog
Exons: 26
Coding region: 502-5310 (1602 amino acids)
Biological process (GO): intracellular distribution of mitochondria
Cellular component (GO): cytoplasm
Molecular function (GO): protein binding; mRNA binding
Source: RefSeq, a predicted model, not a curated record